This is a messenger RNA of Sturnus vulgaris (Common starling), 4474 nucleotides long. NCBI's taxonomy places the organism in Eukaryota, Metazoa, Chordata, Aves, Passeriformes, Sturnidae. The record is from RefSeq and is a predicted model, not a curated record.
UAUUUAUUUAUCUAUAUUUUAAUAUUUUUUUUAAGAAAACAGUUUUUUGAUGUGGGGAUCCUAAAGGGGUUUAAUGGAUUUGCAAGUAGUGAUAAUGUAUAUUUAUUUUCUUUAUCAAGUCAGUGAACAUUGGUUCUUAGAGUAGUCAUUACAUUCAUGUAUCUGCUUUAUGUGAUCUUAAUAAUUAAAGUAGUGUAGAAUAUGGGUCCAGGGUCCUCAUGAUGAUAUGAAUAUUGGCAGCAGAAGGGACAUGUUUCUUCAUCCCUCUCCUUUGAGUUCCCUAUCUGUGGCAUGGCAGCAAUGGUAACUUGUGUUACAAAUACUGAGCUUUCUGCUGAGCAAAUAAGCCAUGAAUUAGUUGCCGGGGAUGGGGCAGUGAAGGUGCUGUGGUGAAUUAUGACUUAGUAGGAUAAAUGCAUAUUCAAAGAGCUGCAUAAGCUUUUGAAAUUGUUGGAAAACAUACUCUGGGAUUUAGUAAGUCUUCCUUGCUGCUGAGAGAUGGAUUACUUCUAAGAGCAAUUCCCACAAAUCUAAAUCAACGCUAUACCAGAAUUCCUGCAAUUUUUGGACAUCUGGCGAGGGUGUGGAUAACUGAAAGAGUGUAAAGGAAUAUAAAUCCUUCAGUAGAGUUGGCCAUUUGUCAGUACUGAGGCUUUGGGUAUUCACACAGCUCUAGAAAUUGACAACUGAAAUUCACAGAAACAGUUACUUCUUCUCCCAUCUUUUAUGGAAGAAUCCAUAAAAGUUAAUAAGUGACUUUAUCUAGUGGAGGUCUCUCAGCUGUCUGUCUGCAGAUGAGUAUAUAUUCUAGUGUCUGGCUAAAAGGAAGUUUGAUGGUAUUAGAAAACUUUUUGUAAAGGGUUAGGUGCAUGAUGAGACCACAGAUCUGCACUUUUGGUCUAUUUUGCAUGAGAUAGUCAUGAAAUCAGUGGCUGACAUCAGUUAACGUGAGUUAGUUUGAUCCCUGGCUUAAUCUCUGUAUAAUGUGCUGUAUUAUUUGUCUAUUGCAGAGUGAGGGAAGGGACAAGAACUGUUUCUUCAUGUCCCAGUUUCCUUCUUUCUCCUAGCUCUGGAAAUUGGUAUUGUCUAAUUGUGUACAUAUUAGACUUUUUGGAUGAUGAUGAAAAGCAUUUCUUUGGUUAGCUGUAAUGGUUGUAGUUGGCAUCUACACAGCUCAUGCAUUUGAACAAUGGCUUAAUUUUGUUUUACUGAAUUUUAGAUUUGGUAUUCUAGAGUAAUCACUUUCUUUCAUCUUUCACCUAUCCUCUUGCUAUGGCCCUGCCCGUAAUUACUCCUGAUCUAGCAGAAUCUACCAAGCACCUUUGGAUUCCUUUGUCCAGGGAAUAAGGGUAAGGAAGACUCAAACCAGCAUUUGAUCUUGAAUUUUUGUCAGAUAGAUGAUUCUUUAUUUCUGUUUGAGAGAUCAUUUCUUCAACAUUACAUGAUCUCCUUCCUUAUCUGUAAUCACUAAAAAAAGAUGAAGGAGCUGGCCCCAUGUCCUGUGUUGUGCAGUUCUUUACCUUUUAAUUAUAGUAUCUUAAUAAAUGUAGUUUCUUCACACUGUGUUGUUUGUAGUGCUAAGAAAGAAAAGCUUAAAUUAAGACUAUAAAAUUUUUCAUAAAGCCAGGAAGCUUCUUUUUAAUAUAUUUCAUGCUAUUACAUAGGAUUUUAACAAGUAAACUGUAAUUAUGAAUCAACAAGGAGUGUCCAUGAUAAUAUUUGGCAACUACUGCAGAGUCCUGGUUUUAAUCUCUACUUGACUCUCUGCUUUAGAUGGCGACGAUUUAUUUGAAAUGAGUCUGGUUUGCAUACCAGAUUUCACCAUUCAAAACUAAAGCCUUUUCUGUAGUGUGUCUGCUCUGCCUGAUCAAGAACUACUCAAAACAUCCCAGUGCAAAGAACAUAUAUUAAUGAGUGAGAGAAAUAAGUCUGGAACUAUCUUUCUGACUGCCAAAUAUGUUCUUUCGAGCAUUCUUCCUAUAUCAGGUUUAUAAAGUUUCAAUUUAUUAGCUAUUGAAAGUAAGUAAAAAAUCCUUUCAGUUGAUACAGCUAUCAUAUUAAAGACUGUAUAAGACAGUAAAACGCGAUUCUGCUGUGCUGUGCAAAGUUGAGUUACGGUUUUAGGCAACAAAGCAUUAAGUUAAGGGUCAGCAAGGCACUGAUACUGGCUAAGGAAAGAUUUUGUUCAGGAGGUACUUAAAAAUGUAGGUAUUCAUUAUAUUUUCCAAUUUCAGAUGGGACAGAGGGUCACAGAUGUUUUCUUGUUUAUAGCCUGUAAACUGUGCUAUGGUAUCUUUUUAAGACACUCUGAGUAUAGCUUCUUAAGAGCAAGAAGGAGCUACCUCUGAAAUUUUCUUGGAAAGUUUAUUUGCCACAAGAUAAAAUUACAAAUGGAUGCAAACCAUACAUAUUUUACCAUGGCAAAUUUCUGUCUUCUUCUGUCCUGUUUCUGGCAUACAAAGGUAACUUUGGUUUUUAAUAUCCUACACAGACUUUGUUUUUUGCUGAUCAGUACUCUCUUUCUCUAGCCAGUUAGUAUUAGCUGGUUCUCUAUUCCAGCUCCAGUUGAUUUGAAAUGGUACAAGCUUGGAAGGGACUUCUGCUUUUGGAAGUCAAGCUUCCUUGAAUAUAGAGGUACAUAAUAGAUCUUCAUGAUCUGAUUUUUAAUGAAAUACUCUUUUGUAUAUGUUAUGUCAACAGUAUUUUUUUUGUUGUUUUUUUCUUAUGUUCUUGACUAUUGUUUUGGUAGCAAAAGACUGUAGCCUGAUGAAACAGAAGAUUUUAUAUAGACACAUUUUGAUAAAAAUAUAUGCAUCUAUAAUGUUUGUAGUAGCUUGCAAUUUACUGUGCAUGCUUUUUGUUUUGGAGUUUCAGUGUUGGGAUGCUUUCAGAUAAGUUUUUUGAGGUAAAAUUCCUCUUUGGAGAGUAGGCAAUAUGCAAAGGAAAUAGAAAUAGGAAUUGGUUACUUUUUAAUUAACUUGACAUUUUCAAACUCUUUUCCCCUCUGUGCUUCUCUUUUUAUUUCAUAGGUGCACAUGCACAAUUCUCAGGCUACAGUUAGUAAAUUUCUGUCAUUAAUUUUAAUUUAAGAUUUUAGUUUAUUGGCAAAAACUUGUUCUGACUGUGUAAACAAAACAGGAGGAUCCCCAGGCUUAAGAUAUAACAAGGGAUUUAAGCAUUUACAUGAGUGUUUUCAAAAGAGGCAGUAGUGAUUUGGCCAGCUAUGUUUCCUCAAGUGUGAAAGACAAAGGUCUUUUAAGUAUGUUUUAAAUUAAAAGAUUCUUUCUAAUCAAAAUGCUUAACAAUAACUGCUGCAUAGCAAGUAGCUAUGGUUAAUUCUCUUCCAGUGUGCAGGAAAGGGUAUGUCAUAGUUGUUUGAGUGACAGACAGAGUUUAAACAAUAUAGGAAGAGGUAGAAUUUUAGAACCCUUUCCCUUGCUGAGGCAUUUGUACUGAUUUACAGUAAAGAAACCAAAAGAACUUCCUACUGAUGAAGAAAUAAAACCUUAACUAGAAUAAACCUACCAAUCUCAGCAUGUGCUGAUCACAUCCCAUAUACAGCUGGGAUUUCAGGAGAAAGGCCAGCACAAUGGCUGACAAAUCAUUGAAACCAACAAACUCCCACGAGGGAGCUGGGGCAGGAGAACUAAGUGCUCUGGAAGAAGCCUUUAGAAAAUUUGCCGUGCAUGGUGAUACAAGAGCCACGGGAAAAGAAAUGCAUGGGAAGAACUGGUCAAAGCUAUGUAAGGACUGCAAUAUCAUAGAUGGGAAGAAUGUGACAACCACAGAUGUUGACAUCGUCUUCAGCAAAAUCAAGGGAAAGUCUGUAAGAACUAUUACUUUUGAGCAGUUUAAGGAAGCUCUUCAAGAACUCUCCAAGAAGCGGUUUAAAGGCAAAAGUGAUGAGGAAGCACUUCAAGAAAUGUAUAAACUAAUUGAAGGAAAAGGCCCAGGUUUAACUGGAGUAACGAAAACUGUUGCAUCUCCAACUGUUUCACGCCUUACAGAUACUUCAAAAUUCACCGGUUCUCACAAAGAGAGGUUUGAUGCCAGUGGGAAAGGAAAAGGCAGAGCUGGCCGAGAAGAUCUGGUGGAUAACUCAGGAUAUGUAUCUGGUUAUAAGCAUGCAGGCACAUACGAUCAUAAAGUACAAGGAAACAAGUAAGGCUGAGGGUUUACAGCACAGAGGGGGAUAGAGUAUAUAUUUGUAAGGAUGAUGUUAUGAAUCCCACAUGUUUUGGUUUUUGUGAAUGUUGAGACUAUGUUGUCAAGAAGUUGUCUUCAGGAACUGGAACUGAUUUCAACAUCUGCUGAGCUACUUGCAGCACAAUGCCACUUCAUUACAUUCCUCAUGCAUAUAUUGGCAAAAAUAAAUAAAUAUGUAGGUAUGAAAAAUACAUCAUUUUGUUGAGCUUUAGGAAAAAAAAAACCCAAACCAACAAACAACAAAGCCAAAGUCAAGAGCGGUUAUACU